Molecule: messenger RNA, 1062 nt
Organism: Neomonachus schauinslandi (Hawaiian monk seal)
Lineage: Eukaryota; Metazoa; Chordata; Mammalia; Carnivora; Phocidae
Product: bile acid receptor-like
Exons: 7
Coding region: 1-1062 (353 amino acids)
Biological process (GO): negative regulation of inflammatory response; cell differentiation; positive regulation of transcription by RNA polymerase II
Molecular function (GO): RNA polymerase II cis-regulatory region sequence-specific DNA binding; nuclear receptor activity; zinc ion binding
Source: RefSeq, a predicted model, not a curated record
AUGGCAAAUACUUAUGUCACUACAGCUGAUGGUUACUGUCUUGCUGAACCAGUACAGUACUAUGAUAUUCUGCCAGAGCAAAUCAACUAUCAGCUGCAUGAAACUGAUUUUCAAGAAUCAGCUUAUUGCCAGUAUUCUACUGUCCAGUUUCCAACAGCUCUACAGUCCCAAUCUUUACAAAGUCAUUUCAACACUUAUAGCUUGGACCCACAGUUCAGUGGUGAAGAAUGUGGAUUUAGUUCCUAUGAAUUAAAUAAACCCACUUAUGUGGUUGACCAUGAUGCUAAAGAUGGAUACUCUGGAAUAAAAAGGUCCAGACUCACUCACUCUUCCAUUCGGAUUAAGCAACAGGAAGAACUCUGUGUAGUUUGUGGUGAUAAAGCAUCAGGAUAUCAUUAUAAUGCACUUACCUGUGAAGGUUGUAAAGGUUUUUUUCGACGUAGCAUCACCAAAAACGCAGUAUAUCGUUGCAAGAAUGGUGGCCACUGUGAAAUGGACAUGUACAUGCGUAGGAAAUGUCAAGAGUGCAGACUGAAAAAGUGUAAGGCAGUAGGAAUGUUGGCAGAAUGUUUGCUCACAGAAAUCCAAUGCAAGUCAAAGAGACUUCGAAAGAACUUUAAACAGAAGAAUAGUUUUUACUCUAACAUCAAAAUGGAAGAGGGAGGAGUAGACAACAAGCUUGUAUCAUCCACCACUAGAUCUGGAAAAGUGAUUCAGGAGAGCAUGGAACUAACUCAAGAGGAACAUCAGCUCAUUAAUAACAUUGUGGCUGCUCAUCAAAAAUACACAAUUCCUUUAGAGGAAACAAAGAAAUUUCUGCAGAAGUAUGCAAAUCCUGAACUGAGCUUCUUGCGACUCUCAGAAACAGUGGUCCUACACCUACAGGGGUUAAUGGAUUUUACCAAGGGACUCCCAGGAUUUGAAAAUUUGACAACUGAGGACCAGACUGCAUUAUGCAAGGGAUCAAAAACUGAAGUGAUGUUCCUUCAUGGGGCCCAACUUUACAGUCAGAAAGAAUGUCUUUCAUCAGCUUCUGAAGGUAAAAAAGGCCAACUAACUUAA